GCUGAAGAUUUGAAAUAAAUUUUUCCUGAAUUUAUCGAAUAUUUCACAAUGGUCGACAUUAAAAAGUGUUUCUACACGACCAUCCUCUCCCAAACCAUUUCAACCGACGGAAAGUACCUAUUUUGUGGAAGUAAUUUCGGAGAAAUUCUUGUUUACAGUAUUGAACGCAUCGCAUCCUGCUCAGAAACGAUCACCAAUGAUCCGGACAGGCUUCCGACCGAUCCGCAGCUGGUGUUCUCCCUUCCGGAAAAGUGCCAAGUGUACAGCCUUGCCUUCCACAAGGACUUCCUGAUCGUCGGACUCAACGGAGAAAUCUGCGGAUACCAGUGGAACGGCAAAAAUGGAACCAUCGGGAAAAAAACGUGGACCGUAAAGCUCCCCGCUUCGACUGAGUACACCGACAUCAACGAAAUCAACUAUCUAUGGAUGGACAAGGAUGAGGAAAUCUUGUACGCCGGUUGUGGGGACAAUGUCAUGUACGCCGUUUCGCUGGAAGACGGAAGAGUGAUCCGUCAGUACCAGGGUCACGUGGAUUACAUCCACUGCGUUUCGGGAUGUGCCGGAAAAAUUGCCACCGCUUCCGAAGACGGCAGCAUCCUGCUGUGGGACGCGCGUCAGGCUAAGUUCACCAGUAAGAUCGAACCGCACACGAGUCAGGCGCUGAACCGGUCUGAGUUUGGCAAAUGGCAAGGAACGGUUUCGAUUACCGAGGACUGGCUGGUGUGCGGUGGUGGUCCGCGCUUCUCGCUGUGGCAUUUACGAUCGCUUGAGUGCACAACGGAUUUCGGCUUUCCGGAUAGGAUUCACGUGUCCGGGUUCAUCGAUGACAUAAUUUACGCUGGAGGGGACUGCAAGAAUCUGUACCAGUACAGUUUCAAUGGGGACGUGACGGCGGAGAUUCCGCUUUCGGCACCGGCCGUGUACAGCGUGGUGCAGCAAACCGAGCCGAACAGGUUUAUGGCCAUCGCCGGAGCAGCAAGUCAGAUCGAUGUGUGCACGAACUUUAGCUACCGGGACAUCGUGUUGAAUGCGUACAAGAAGUAG
Molecule: messenger RNA, 1044 nt
Organism: Ochlerotatus camptorhynchus
Lineage: Eukaryota; Metazoa; Arthropoda; Insecta; Diptera; Culicidae
Gene: thoc6
Product: THO complex 6
Exons: 2
Coding region: 49-1044 (331 amino acids)
Biological process (GO): mRNA export from nucleus
Cellular component (GO): THO complex; transcription export complex
Molecular function (GO): protein binding
Source: RefSeq, a predicted model, not a curated record